Messenger RNA from Scleropages formosus (Asian bonytongue), 1508 nucleotides. It is a transcript of the gene rrp15, whose product is annotated as ribosomal RNA processing 15 homolog. The coding region runs from base 17 to 736 and encodes 239 amino acids. The transcript is spliced from 5 exons. Lineage: Eukaryota; Metazoa; Chordata; Actinopteri; Osteoglossiformes; Osteoglossidae. The record is from RefSeq and is a predicted model, not a curated record. Gene Ontology annotation, cellular component: preribosome, large subunit precursor. Gene Ontology annotation, biological process: maturation of 5.8S rRNA; maturation of LSU-rRNA.
AUUCACUUCCGGAAAGAUGGCUGGCGCGGUGAAGCGAGCCCACGUGAGCUCGGAUGAACACAGUGAGCACAGUGACACAGGAGAAGACUCUGAUCAUGAGAGCAAAGAUGAAUCAAGGGAGCAUGAAGAGGGUGGAGAAGAUGAGACUAACCCUAAUUCAGGGUGGGCAGAGGCCAUGGCAAAAAUCCUGCAAAAGACAACAUCACACAGCAAGCCUUGCAUCUUGCAGAAGAACAGAGAACUGGAGAAACUGAAACAGAAGGAGAGGGAAGAGCAACUAGAAAGGAAGAAACAGCUGGAUAAGAAGAGAGCUUGGGAGAUGCUCUGUCGGGAGAAGCCAGAUGUGGUGAGAGACAGAGAGAAGGAGAGAAACCUGCAGAGAAUUGCUACCAGGGGUGUGGUUCAGCUCUUCAAUGCUGUGCGGAGGCAGCAGAAGCAAAUGGAGGAAAAAAUGAAGGAAGUCGGUGGAUCAGAAAGAAAACGGGCAAAGCUCCUCUCCUCGGUUUCCAAAAAAGAUUUCAUCAGUGUGCUCCGUGGGGAAGGGGAUGGUGCUGUGCAGAAGACGCACAAAAAGGAGGCCGAAACGGAGCCAGAGACAAAGCCGGAGUGGAGCAUCCUUCGGGAUGACUUCAUGAUGGGAGCAUCUAUGAAGGACUGGGACAAGGAAAGUGAUGAAGAGGCACAAGGAGAGGGUACACAGGAAGCUGCUGGGAACUACAGCAGUGAUUCAGACUGAUCAAGAGUGUAUGUUUGGGCGAGUAAUCAAACAGUCAUGUGCCUCCAGUGUAUGGGCAGAGGUCCCUGAGAGAUCCUCUGGUAAUAAAUAGGGCAAGCCUGGCUCAACCCUCCCUAAGUCUCCAGCUGCCCCAUCCACCGUGAUACAUUUGCAGAGAUAAGCUCAAGCUCUGGUCCGUCUUGGCUUUUCUCCAUUGUUUUAAAUGUUCGGUCUCCUUCACCGUUUGUACGUAAGGUCUUCUGCAUAACAAAACCUGUGGUACCAGGGCCACUGAACCAGCAGGUAAUAAACUGUAGCCUGUAUUUUUUUUCUAUUGACUACUCAUGGAGAAACACAAUGCAGCACAGGGUUUUAAGGAAACUAGAGCUGAAUGCCUGACACAGUCUAACCUCUGAGGUGGAGUGAGUCAGACAGAGACCUGCACUGUCAGUUACGCACCCUGGUAUCAGAAAGGAGAUCGGCUCCUUCACAUCUGCUCUUUUUCCACUGUGCUUCAUAUCCAAAUUGAUUUCUAAUUGACAAAUAACACAGCAGCAGAGGUAGGGCAUCAAUGGACAUUCUCAUGCAUUUUAUUACGCUGUUUGAAAUAUAUGUAAUUAAAUUAUGUACUUAAUUGCUUUUGCAUACUUUAUAUCCUGACUUUCACCUGUGUUAAUUGAGACAACUGCAUAUGUUGCUAAAAACUAAAUUUUCUUUGUUAAUUCCUUUUAGUAUUCUUGGUAUUUUUGUAAUACAAUAUAUUUGCAAAUUUUAAAUACAGAAGCUAAGAUUU